AUGCAAGCGAACCGAGCUCCAACCAAGAGCAAACGCAAGACACAAGUGACAGCCACGGCACAAUCGUCAGGUCCUCCAUGUCUCUCACGGUCUAGUUCGUUCGUUCUCGCCAACGCGAUGGCGACGCCGGCCCGCCGGCCGUCGGCGCAGCAGCAGCCGCAGCCGCAGCCGCUGACGGUGGACUUCGAGGCGCUGAGCUACAUCAGCAGGCUCGUGGAGGCGUUCCAGGCGUUCGACUCCGACAACGACGGCCUCGUCACGGCCCCCGAGCUCCGGGGCCUGCUGGCCUCCCUGGGCCUGGACAAGUCGGAGGCCGAGGCGCGGGACAUGCUGGCGCGCGCCGACGCCGACCGUGACGGCCGGCUCUGCGUGGAGGAGUUCCUGGACGUGAUGAACGCCGGCGAGCUCGGGCUGGGCGCGCUCGGCGCGCUGCUGCAGGCCGCCGUCCCGGCGCUGGAGUCCUUCGCGGGGCCCGACGGCGCGCUGGGCGCCGACGAGCUCGCCAGGGUGCUGGGGCUCAUGGGCACCGCCAGCGCCGAGGACUGCGCGGAGAUCAUCGCGUGCAUGGACGGGGACGGCGACGGCGCCAUCAGCGUCGAGGAGUUCAAGCUCAUGGCUGACCUGCUCUAG
Molecule: messenger RNA, 630 nt
Organism: Triticum turgidum subsp. durum (durum wheat)
Lineage: Eukaryota; Viridiplantae; Streptophyta; Magnoliopsida; Poales; Poaceae
Source: the annotation of a GenBank genome assembly